Messenger RNA from Klebsormidium nitens, 5504 nucleotides. NCBI's taxonomy places the organism in Eukaryota, Viridiplantae, Streptophyta, Klebsormidiophyceae, Klebsormidiales, Klebsormidiaceae. The record is from the annotation of a GenBank genome assembly.
CUGGAAUCAAAAAUUGAAUGUCUCUAGAGCAAGCUGCCAGUGCAAGCAAAAGCCUACAGGUAACUUGGUGCUAGUUGUUGAUCAGAUCAUGGCAGAUGAACAUCAUUUUUCCCCGACCUUUCUUGAACCUUUACAUCUUCCAACAAAGCUACGUAGGAGAGCUUGCAAGGGUUGGAAGCGAAGGGCACGAAUCCAUGCUGAUGGAUGCAAAUGGGGCUUCCGUUCUAGCUGGCAUUGUGCAUGUUCUUUUACAUUUGAAAGGAAGAUUUUCAGAGAGCAUUCGAUAAGUUCUAGAGAGCUACUGAACAUGCUUUGAUCGCAGCUGCUUGAGAGGUCUCCAGCUCUUCUUUUUGUGAAAGUAUCUCUUCAGCGUGCGCGUCAAUGUCAACGACCUGACACGAGGCUGCUUCCACCAGCGUAGUAGGCCAGAUGGAAAUCUAGAAAACUGUUUGCUCAGCAAGUCCCUCAUUGAAACAAUGGCGAGCGCGCUGCAGGAGCCACAGCCAUUGCUUAUGGCUUCUAAAGAAAAAGAGCGCAGCUUGUACGACAUGAUAAGAACUAUUUUGAGUCCAGGGUUUGAGGAGAGUAGUUCUAAGUUCGUGAUCAUUCUGGACGGGUAUUGGACGAGUUCACCAGGAUUGACAAAUGUCAUGCCGGUACUUGCCCCAGUGAUUGAGAAGGCCGUGCAGGACAAUGAAGCACCUGUCAUUGACAGACACAGUCACAAACUCAUCCCCCCCAGCAAAGUAUUGGCAGACGUCCGCCAGAAUGAUCUACAGAAGAUGGUCGCAGAGAUGAUAAAGAUCGAGAAGGGAAAAGGGCCUAGAUCAAGGGCUCCGGUCCUCGACUGUUUUCCGGAGUUCGACGUUCCAGAGGAACACCAGAAGCUGACCCCGGAGGACUACCGAGACAAGACAGAGGCCUAUUGGCAGGAGAGAGCGAACUACCGAGAAGCCAAGUACCGGGGCCGCAUGCAGGCGCUCAGUAAAUGUGAGUGUCACGCUGUUAUCGACGCGGUCUUAAAACGCCACCGCAAUGACCCGGACGGGCUGGAGGCCCUCAAGGAGGGAAUCACUCGGUACUUCCAACAAGAGUUGAGCCUACGCCUCCCCUGCGCAAUGAUGGCAUACUUUGCCGCUCUGAAAGGCACGCAAGAGGGGCAGCCCGAACCCAGUGGGAGCCCCUCCGGGAGCUCAGAGGGGCCACUCUCAGCCACGUCAUCAGACGACGGUGUAAACGAGGGGUUUGGGUUUGAGGGGGCCAGAGUAGAGGGUGGUCUAAAGCGCCCGCGACGGGAGGGGCUCGCUCACGCAAGGUUCGAGCUUACCAGAUCAAUGGGGCUUCCGGGCAGCGGAUUGGACGGGCUUCCGGGCGCCGGAUUGGGGAGGCUUUCGGGCAGCGGAUUGGAGGGGCCUUUGGGCAGCGGAUUGGAGGGGCCUUUGGGCAGCGGAUUUGAGGGGCCUUCGGGCAGCGUAGUAAAGGGGCUUCCGAGCAGCGGACUUGAGGGACUUCCGAGCAGCGGAUUUGAGGGGCUUCCGAGCGCCGGAAUGGAGGGGCUUCCGGGCGCCGGAAUGGAGGGGCUUCCGGGCAGCGAAUUGGGGUCUCUUCCGGGCAGCAAAUUCGGGGGCUAUCCGGGCAGCAAUUUCGAGGGCGGAUCAACAGGGCUUUCCUGGGACAUGGUGUUGGAGGCUGCAAGGGACGGACCUGGGCUUGUUCUUGUCGACUGUGAACCAGAGAGCCCUGGUGGAUCAGCUCUACAGGAAGGCUCAGAAGAGAUGGACACCUGGAUCCUCUACCCGAAGAAUGGAGCAGGGGUGUAUGAGCCUGAGGCUGGUGCCGGGGGGUGGGAAGAGGAGAAUGAGCAGGAAAUGGUCGUCGGCGAGAGACAAGGAGAGGCGGAGGGGGGCGGACAGAGCGACGAAGAGGGGGGGGAAGAAGAAGAAGAGGAGGACGAGGACGAGGGAGACGAUAUGGACAGCGACGGAGGGGGGGAUGAUGAUGAUGGCAAACCUCCCCCCAGGGGGGGCGGAAACGGCGCAGCGGAUUGUCGCGGUCGGGACGGCGGAUCCAGUGACGGAGACAGAGACGGCGGCAGCGGUGGCGGCUCCAGACCUUCCGACAGCGGCGACACGGGAUCGUGGUACUUGCCCGAGUGGGACGCCGGUUGCGGUCUUCGCGGUGGCCCUGACGUCCCGGUUCGGGUUGCUGACGUCAGCGGCGCUCGCAACCCCCAGCGCGUGGCUGCAGGCGGCCAAGAGAUGCAGCUGGCUGCGAUUGCUGACGUCAGCGAGUGUCUGGCAGGGAGUCGGCCUCACAGCGAGGCACUGGCGGUUCAGGCCCCUCCUCCACCAACUCCCCUCGUGCCUGGCACUAACAACGGGUCCAGCAAACCAGGGACCGGAACAAGUCUGUUGGGUUGGUUCAGGAGAGCCUUCAAGAAGGGCACCAAAAACGCGAAGUCUGAGAACAGCGCAACCACGCCCCCGGAGCUCUCCGGGGUUGAACCAGGUGGAGGGACAAUUGGCCGUCCGAAAGAGGGGCCCGAGGCUGACACCCCCAAGGCUGUCGACAUCGCGCAGAUGGGCAUCGCAAACCUCGACCUGAACUCCACGGUAUUGCGGAGCGUCCGUAUCUUCACAUACCAAGAUCUAGAGGUGGCGACGGACAACUUUGGCUCGGCAAAGCUGCUCGGAGGACUGCUCGGGAAGGUCUAUCGUGGCCAGCUGGACGGCGCGCCAGUGUCCCUCAAACUCCUAGACCUGGAAGGUCUGCAGGAUCCUGGCGAAAUUCGGCGCAAGGUGGAGAUUCUGAGCCGCCUGCGUCACCCGCACGUCGCGACGCUCCUUGGCUACUCCCCCGAGCGCGGCGGCUGCCUUGUUUACGAGUACUGCGCCAACGGCUCCCUCGAGGACUGCCUGGCCGGAAAGGGCGACUCUGCGCCGUUGCCCUGGUUUGAGCGGAUUAGAAUCGCGGUGGAGAUUGCGGAGGCGCUGCAGUACAUUCACACCUCCCGCCCCCACAUCAUCCAUGAGAAUCUGACGCCGUCCAACAUCCUGCUGGACGAGAACGUCACCGCCAAGCUGGCUGACGUCGGGGUCGCGAGUGCGCCACCCGAGCUCGCCACCGCGGCGAUGGCAAAGACGGCCCGGAGCAGCAGCGAAGGGCCCCAACGGACUCCCGAGAGCGACUCCGGCCGUCAGAUCUCCACAGACCCAGAGGGCCAACGGAACGGGGACUCUGCGGACCCCCAAUCCACGGAAAGUGACGUGUACGCUUUCGGCAUCUGCGUCCUCCAGCUUCUGACCAAUCGCGCGCCCCACGACGUCGUGGGUGCCAUGAAGGACGCUCUCGAUGAGGGGGGUUUCAUGGCGCUCCUCGAUCGGACGGCUGGGAGGUGGCCAGAGUACGUGGCGCAUAAGCUCGCCCUCCUUGGCGUCCAGUGCACAACGCCCGCGGUUGAGGACAGGCCUGAUCGAAUUAUGCAUCUUCUGCCUCAACUAAGGACCAUCCACGAACUGGCCCAAGACAUGGCGGCCCCGCAGGAGAUUGCUCCCGUCCUCUGCUCCUACAAACCCCCUGCUCCGUUGGAGGAACAGAACCAGAACCUCGCGGAUCGCCAGGGAUCGGCGGGUCACAUGGUCCCAUGGGACGCGACUACCCAGGAGCUUUUACCACUGCGGAGUCUGCACAAUACGGAGACGACGCCUGGCGCGAGCGAGUCGACUGAAGAGGACGUCCCGGCCAACUACCGGUGUCCGAUCACGGGAGGCGUUAUGGUGGACCCAGUGUUCCUCUUCAGCAGCCGCCAGUCCUACGAGAGGGCCGCGGUUCAGCAGUGGCUAAGCGGUAGCGGUCCCGGGACCAUCCAACACCCGGGGAGAAUCGAGCUCACCCCCAACUAUGAUCUUAGGAGGGAGAUUCGCAGCUGGGCCAGCAGGGUGCGAUACCCGCUGCCGACCGAAACCCCCAACUACUCUGACAACGCCCAUUCCCUCGUUUCCCUGGCCCCCCGCCUCCAAACCGGGACGACUCUUGACAAGCUCAAAGCCGGAGCCAGGGACGGAGACCCAAGAGCCCAGUUCCAGCUCGGCAUCUGCUUCAGCGUCCCCUGCUUGGGGGUUUCUUUCGACGAGGCAACGGCGGCCGAUUAUUUCGAGAUGGCGGGUGAGGGCCCGGGGGGACUGCCCGAGGCGUGGGCUGCACUCUCCGAUUGCUACUUUUACGGAAAGGGGGUACCCCAGGACAAGGAGCGGGGCGUUGAGUAUGCCAGCCGGGUGAUUCAUCUGGCGGAGCCCAUAGCGAAGCUCGUGUUGGCGACUGCGUGCCGGGAGGGGUCGGGGGGCGUGAAGCGUAACCCGGCCUUGGCGGAGUGGCUCAUAACAGCGGCCGAGACGGAGCUUCUCCGGUGGGCCACACAGGCAAAUGACCCUUUGUUUGAGACGGCCUUGGGGGUGAAGUACUGGAACGAGGAUGAGGCGAAAGCGGUGUAUUGGUUGGGCCAGGCUGCCGCGCAAGGGGCCGCCCUCGCCAACGCUCUCCUGGGGCGGUACUAUCUCAAGCAGCGGGAUACGCCGCAGAGCUUGUUGACGCACAAAGCGGUGCCCCUGAAGAAAGUGUUCGGAUACUACAAGGAAGCCGCCGGCAAGGGGUACGCCCCCGCGCAACAUGUUGUUGGCGAGUGCUACCUGUCGGGGACAGGAGUACGGAAGGACCGGGGCAAGGCUUCCAAGUGGUUCCUACGGGCGGCUGGAUCGGGCUACGCGCCCGCACAACUUGCUCGGGGCAAGUGCCUGCCCCCUGCAAAGGCUCUAUGGUGGUUCGAGAGGGCGGCCGAGCAGGGUCUUGCGGAGGCGCACUACCAGCUGAGUCUGCUCUACAGGAAGGGGGCGAAGCGGACUUCGCUUCACAGGAGGGAGGACCUGAGCAAGGCCCACGAGUUUCUCAGCAAGGCUGCUGCUUUGGGGCACGGGCAAGCCUUGGCAGACAUGGAGGCGCAAGCUGGUCGGUUGGGCGCCGUUCGAGUUGGGAACAAGGAGAGACUGAAGAGGUGGGCGGAAGGCUUCGGCGCUGGCAAAAUCUGGCGCAAGACUUCGGAAGUUUAGAGGCAACCGCAAGGAGUUUGUAGGUUUUGUAGAUAGACAAGAAUGGCAGGGCAUGCAUUCCGGUGGUGCAUUGAUCCAACCCUAGGCGCUUCUCAGUGAUUUGCCUCGGCUCUUGAUAGCUAUCAACAUGGUAGCUGACGUAUUAGGCUCUCCUAUUGUGGUUGUCUCAAUGUAAAAUAGUUGAUACGGAACUGUACAUGAUAUUGGACCGUUGCACGGCGGGGCCUGUGCACUAGGAGCGUUGCGCAAAGCUUGAUUGGAUUGUUUAAAAGUUGACCGUCUUAUAAGGAGGCCGGCGUCCCGGCAUCAUUGGUUGAAUUAAGUUUAUCGUCUGACAGUGAAUUGAUUCAAUCAAACAAGCUGAAUGUAAGUUUCGUGCGGCAACUUGGCAAUUGAACACGG